Messenger RNA from Cutaneotrichosporon oleaginosum, 1013 nucleotides. RefSeq lists its product as uncharacterized. The record is from RefSeq and is a predicted model, not a curated record. Gene Ontology annotation, cellular component: cortical endoplasmic reticulum; Golgi apparatus. NCBI's taxonomy places the organism in Eukaryota, Fungi, Basidiomycota, Tremellomycetes, Trichosporonales, Trichosporonaceae. Gene Ontology annotation, biological process: intracellular sterol transport; sphingolipid metabolic process; sterol metabolic process.
GUUGACAACAACAACAAACCCACAAUGUCCACCCCGGCAGGAGCUGCCGCACAUUCCAUGCCCGCCGGGGAAUCAUCGCUCCCGUCAGCCUCUGCUGCACCCCUCUGCACUUCCUGCGCCUACCCAGUUCCCCACGUCUACACCACCUACUCGAGUCGCUCAAACAUCCGACUCAGCGUUUGCCCCCGCUGCAACUCUUUCGUCGACCCACUCAUCGAAGCGCCUCCACUCUUGUUAGUGCUCGAUCUCGUUCUCCUAAAGCCUCGCGUUUUCCUGCACCUCCUGUACAAUCGGGGGAGCCCGCCACUCGACGCACGGGACGCCUCUACCUUGCCGCCCACGCACAAGAGUGACGGGUACGACCGGGCCGCUGGCCUGCGUGCCGAUCUCCUCCGCCUUGGGGCGGCCACACUCGCUGCCGACGUGGCGGUGCGCUUCGCCGACCGGCCGAUGCUGAGCAUUCUGCGACUUGCACUCGUUGCAGCCAUUGAACUAGCUGCUCAGCUUUUCACCUCCACGGCCGCGGCACUUGUCAUCCUUCGGCUCCACGGUUGGUACCCGCCAACGAGCAAGGGUGUCGGCGAUGGUCGGCGUGACGGCUUCCUCCCUAUCCUUGUCCCGCUCGUGCUGCUGUACACGGCGCUACUUCCUCUCGUCCUCCGUCUUGUGCUGAGGAUAUGGUACAUGCCGACGUUCACUGAGCCCGCUCUCAGCUUCACCGGACUCCUGACUGCACAUGUGCCUGGCAUUGCUGCAGAGUUUGAGAAUCUCGCCCACGCAUGGGGUCAUACAGACCGAGUGUGGGCCGGCACGCGGCUGCUCGGUGGGAUGAGUGCUGGCUUUGGGCUGCGUGUGCUACUCCCCACUCGGCCAUGGGAGACCGUGAGCAUCGUGCUGGCGGGGUGGACGGUCGCCCUAGGCGCUGCGAGACUGUGCGAGAUGAUAGGAUUGUAGCGUCGCACAUAGAGCACGUCAUUAAUUUCAAUGUUGUACAUAUAUGCAGAGAGUCCAUC